AAAUCAUCACUGUUUCUGAUCAUGUUACAAUCAACAUAAAUGAUUCAGGAGUAAUAAACGUGCAAGGUGAGGGACUUGAUGAUUGGAAGAUGAAUGACUUUCCACUUAUCAAGGACACCAUAGUCCACAUUGACAGGUGUCACUCAUUAACUUCCACCCCCCCCCCUCAGCAGAGCUGCUGUGCCAAGUUCAAUCCAUUUAUCAGAUGUUAUGGAGAAUACACACUUAUCAGAUCAAGAAGACAGUGUUAUCACAUUCUUGCAUCCAGAAAUACUAACUAAGGAGUUAGAUCCUGUUACAGACACCGCUGAAGAUAGCCUCAUCUUCUUUGAAAACCUGAAUAAGACUGAUGAAGGAUCGCCCCCACCGCCCUCACCUGAAGGACCGCCCCCACCGCCCUCGUCUGAAGGACCGCCCUCAUCUGAGAGACUGCCCUCACCUGAAGGACCAUCCCCACCGCCCUCGUCUGAAGGACCGCCCUCGUCUGAAGGACCGCCCUCGUCUGAAAGACCGCCCUCACCUGAAGGACCAUCCCCACCGCCCUCAUCUGAAGGACUAUCCCCACCCCCUGAUGAUAUUUCAUCUUCUGGAUUCCCCUCAGCCCAGGGCCCCCCCCCCUCACAUGGAGAAUCUCUUCAAGCCUCCACAACAAAUUAUGCCAAUGAUCAGGAAUUGAACAUGAAUAUUCAAGAGCCCUCACUCAACACAAUAAUGGAUAAUGUACUGUCUGAUGGGUCCUCUUUCACUGAACAAUCACAACUUGCCAAAUCCCAAAAAUCUGUCGCUGCAAUAUUAGAAGAAAAUAAACGAUUACAAGUUGAAAAUAACAAACAACGGAGUAAAAUCACUCAACUAAUGAACAAAAAUGAGAAGUAUCUGAGUGACAUGAAACUUAUAAAUGAGCAGUCUGCCAAAAUAAAUGAUCUUCUUAACCGCAUCAAAGUAAAUGAACAGCAGAGAGCGGAUGAACUCGAGGCUCAGCAAGUACUCCAUAACACAAAGCUUAGAGACUUAGAGGCAGAAAUCUACAACUUAGAUGAAAAACUGAGAUGUAUGGAAAAAGAACAUAAAGGAUUGAAAGCUGAUCUGGAGACAACUUACCGGAGAAAUAAACAACUGGCAUCCAUGUUAGACAGUGAGCAAAAUCUAUCUCAACCCCAGAGUCUUGCUGAAUCACCCAAACCACCAAAAUGUGAUUCUUAUAAACCUUCUUCGGCCCCAAAAAGUGCACCAAGUAAAGCUAAGCCUCCUCAAAGCAAAAUUGCCAAACCUGUCCCUUCACCAUGUACUAAGCCUUCAACGUCACCAAAGGCGACAUCUGCACCACAUGCCAAGUCUAUGCCACAUAGCAUGCAAGAGCCACCUAAGUUGAAGUCUAUGACAUCUGUACAUAUAAUGUAUUCUUCAAAUGGUAGAGGAUUAGCUGGAAUCACGAAGAGCAAGGCACCAAGUGUGAAUGUUACGUCCUCAGUCUACAGCGGUGGUAGGAUUGAGCAUGGAGUCCAGGCUAUACAGAGAGGUGAUAUCAAGCAAUCAACAGACUAUAAAAUAAUUGGAUUGGGAACAAACAAUGUCAAGACAGAUUCACCAAAUGACAUUAUCUAUAGUCUUAAACACUUAGCUCAAACAGCAAGAUCACAUCAUCCAAAUUCUAAACUGAUCAUGGCAGGACUGCACCACAGAGGGGAUUCAGAAUCUAGUCAUCACAUUCAGAAUAUGAACUCUGACAUUGAUUACAUCAACAGCAAUAUGAAAACUUUUUGUAACAAUCAGGGAAUUGGAUUUAUUGAUAUUAACCAAGCCAACAACUCAACUGCUGGCAGACCAAAUUUUGAUGUGCUAAAUCGUGAUGGACUCCACUUUAAUCCAAAAGGACGAACUUCCCUAGUGAUGGCCAUGCUAAGAUGCAUCAACAGUGACAUACCCAAGACAUAUGCCA
This is a messenger RNA of Owenia fusiformis, 1939 nucleotides long. The record is from the annotation of a GenBank genome assembly. Lineage: Eukaryota; Metazoa; Annelida; Polychaeta; Sabellida; Oweniidae.